AUGGCACUCGUUGGGGAGUGUCGCCCUUUACAUGUAGCAUCAGCCGCGCUUGGCUUGUUUGUCUUGGCUUCCUUCUUUGGUUUCUACGUCCCUGGUUGUCUCACUCCACCUCCCCUUUCACUCCACCUCCCCUUUCACUCCACCUCCCCUUUCACUCCACCUCCCCUUUCACUCCACCUCCCCUUUCACUCCACCUCCCCUUCCACUCCACCUCCCCUUUCGCUCCACCUCCCCUUUCGCUCCACCUCCCCUUUCACUCCACCUCCCCUUUCACUCCACCUCCCCUUUCACUCCACCUCCCCUUUCACUCCACCUCCCCUUUCACUCCACCUCCCCUUACACUCCACCUCCCCUUUCGCUCCACCUCCCCUUUCGCUCCACCUCCCCUUUCACUCCAUCUCCCCUUUCACUCCAUCUCCCCUUUCACUCCAUCUCCCCUUUCACUCCACCUCCCCUUUCACUCCACCUCCUCUUUCACUCCACCUGCCCUUUCACUCCACCUCCCCUUUCACUCCACCUGCCCUUUCACUCCACCUGCCCUUUCACUCCACCUCCCCUUUCACUCCACCUCCCCUUUCACUCCACCUGCCCUUUCACUCCACCUCCCCUUUCACUCCACCUGCCCUUUCACUCCACCUCCCCUUUCACUCCACCUCCCCUUUCACUCCACCUCCCCUUUCACUCCACCUCCCCUUUCACUCCACCUCCCCUUUCACUCCACCUCCCCUUUCACUCCACCUCCCAUUUCACUCCACCUCCUCUUUCACUCCACCUCCCCUUUCACUCCACCUCCCCUUUCACUUUCCCUCCACCUCCUCUUUCACUUCACUCCACCUCCCCUUUCGCUCCACCUCCCCUUUCACUCCACCUCCCCUUUUCACUCCACCUCCCCUUUCGCUCCACCUCCCCUUUCACUCCACCUCCCCUUUCACUCCACCUCCCCUUUCACUCCUCCUCCCCUUUCACUCCUCCUCCUCUUUCACUCCACCUCCCCUUUUCACUCCACCUCCCCUUUCACUCCACCUCCCCUUUCACUCCACCUCCCCUUUCACUCCACCUCCCCUUUCACUCCACCUCCCCUUUCGCUCCACCUCCCCUUUCACUCCUCCCCUUUCACUCCACCUCCCCUUUCACUCCACCUCCCCUUUCACUCCACCUCCCCUUUCACUCCACCUCCCCUUUCACUCCACCUCCCCUUUCACUCCACCUCCCCUUUCACUCCACCUCCCCUUUCACUCCACUUACCUCGUUGACUCGCCGGCGGACGAGUCUCAGCUGCAUCUCGUGCGGCACGACACGUGCAAGCUGGAGAAGGUGGGGGGGCGAGGGGGGGACGACUACGGUGCGUGGAGCCUCUGCACCAAUCACGUGCGGCCAGGUGGCGUCGUGUACUCGUUUGGCAUCGGCGCUGACGUGUCCUUUGACAACGGGAUGGUGAACCGCGGCCAUAAGGUGUUUGGAUUUGACCCCACAGUUCCCCCCGAGCGCGUGCAAGCCAUGUUCAAGGACCAUCACAGUCGCGACCAGCCGGCCGCCUUCCAGUUCCGUCAACUCGGCCUGGCCGGCACGGAUGGCAUCGUCACCUUCUUCCACUCCAAGAACCCGCGCGUGCAGUCCAUGACGGCCGUCAAGCCAGAGAAACUUGCCGGCCGGUUCGAGAGUCAGGGGAUGCCGGCGCCGGUGCUGCGAUUGCCAACGUUUAUGUGCGCGAACGGGCACGGAUUCGUGGAUGUGUUGAAAAUGGAUGUCGAAGGGGUGGAGUUCGAUGUGUGCGACGCGUGGCUUCGCAUGCGAUCGCCGCUGCCGUUCGGCCAGAUUUUGAUCGAGUUUCACGAUCGCAUGGUGACGGAUGCGAAGGCGCGAAAGGGCGCGUGCCUGCGCGCGCUGCAGCGGAACGGGUUCGUGGAGGUGUAUGUGAGCGACAACUUUCAAGAAGCCACGUACGCUCGCAUGGCACCCAAGGGAUGA
Closterium sp. Naga37s-1 is the source of this 1968-nucleotide messenger RNA. The record is from the annotation of a GenBank genome assembly. Lineage: Eukaryota; Viridiplantae; Streptophyta; Zygnematophyceae; Desmidiales; Closteriaceae.